Oryctolagus cuniculus (rabbit) is the source of this 2422-nucleotide messenger RNA. RefSeq names its product solute carrier family 22 member 3 (gene SLC22A3). The record is from RefSeq and is marked provisional. Gene Ontology annotation, molecular function: transmembrane transporter activity. Gene Ontology annotation, cellular component: membrane. NCBI's taxonomy places the organism in Eukaryota, Metazoa, Chordata, Mammalia, Lagomorpha, Leporidae. Gene Ontology annotation, biological process: transmembrane transport.
AGUUUGACCUUGUCUGUGUCAAUGCGUGGAUGCUGGACCUCACCCAAGCCAUCCUGAACCUUGGCUUCCUGGCUGGAGCGUUCACCCUGGGCUACGCGGCGGACAGGUACGGUAGAAGAGUCACUUACUUAAUAUCCUGCCUCGGCGUUGGCAUCACCGGUGUGGUGGUGGCGUUUGCACCAAACUUCCCUGUGUUUGCGGUCUUCCGCUUCCUGCAGGGUGUGUUUGGAAAGGGGACGUGGAUGACCUGCUACGUGAUUGUGACCGAAAUAGUAGGAUCCAAGCAGAGGAGGAUUGUGGGAAUCGUGAUUCAAAUGUUCUUCACCCUCGGAAUCAUAAUCCUCCCUGGAAUCGCCUACUUCAUCCCCAGCUGGCAGGGGAUCCAGCUGGCCGUAACACUGCCCAACUUCCUCUUCCUCCUGUACUACUGGGUGGUUCCCGAGUCUCCCCGCUGGCUGAUCACUCGGAAGGAAGGAGAUGAAGCCUUGAAGAUUCUCAGGAAGAUUGCUAAAUGCAACGGGAAGUACCUCUCGCCCAAUUACUCGGAGAUCACUGUUACAGAUGAGGAGGUUAGUAAUCCGUCCUUUUUAGAUCUGGUGAGAACUCCCCAAAUGAGGAAGUGCACCCUUAUACUUAUGUUUGCUUGGUUCACCAGUGCGGUGGUGUACCAAGGACUUGUCAUGCGCCUGGGGAUCAUUGGAGGCAACCUCUAUAUAGACUUCUUCAUCUCCGGAGUGGUGGAGCUGCCGGGAGCGCUCCUGAUCUUGCUGACCAUUGAGCGCCUUGGACGUCGCCUCCCCUUUGCGGCCAGCAAUAUGAUGGCAGGGGUGGCGUGCCUGGUCACUGCGUUCUUACCAGAAGGGGUACCGUGGUUGAGGACCACAGUCGCUACCCUGGGAAGACUAGGCAUAACCAUGGCCUUUGAAAUCGUCUAUUUGGUAAAUUCAGAACUGUACCCAACAACAUUACGAAACUUUGGGGUCUCGCUGUGUUCGGGUUUGUGUGAUUUUGGGGGCAUCAUUGCCCCUUUCCUCCUCUUCCGGCUGGCGGCCGUGUGGCUGGAGCUCCCGCUGAUCAUCUUUGGUGUCCUGGCGUCUGUCUGUGGUGGCCUCGUGAUGCUUCUGCCGGAAACCAAGGGAAUAGCCCUGCCAGAGACAGUGGACGACGUAGAAAACCUUGGCAGCCCACACUCCUUCCGGUGUCGCCGGAAAAAGAAAAGCCCGGUGUGCAGCUCUCACCUUUGAGGCCCCGGCCGGGGGACACCGCUGUCCCUGAGAAGCCACCGUGCCCCGCCCGAUUCUCCUGACAGCUCCAUCGAGAGUGCAGGAUGUGCGAACGUGGACCUGGGAAAGCUGCACCUGCGUGUGUUCAUUAACUCUGCUCAGAGGACAAAGCCCCCGAGCGCGGCGUUGUACAGACUCCCCGGGGGAUGGGGCCUGUUCGCCAGUGGCUCAGCUGUGGACCGGAGCCUGGGCUGCUCUGCCUCGGGUUCCUGAACUCCAGGACACCCAGCCGCCCUGCACAGCACUCCCCGGCGGUGUUGGGUUCCGGGCACAGUUGGCGUCCUGGUCUACCAGUGAGGACAGACCUGCGGUGCCAUCGGAGGACCUGGCUCUGCUAUAUAUGCUCGGGUUUUGACCCUGGGAUUCUGUGGGACACGUUUGGUCCUCCUUUUGUGGACACAUAGAGCCACAGGUGCAGUUUGGGUUUUUUUAUGCUCAACAACAACAACAACAAAACCCACGGAUUAGGCUUUCGCGGGCCACAGGAUUUUCACAGUAAAGGGAUAUUUACCUUACACUCGUGAGUUCAGUGCCCAUGGUCAAGAGUGAGAAGCAUGGCCGCUUCUCACCCAGUCUUGGUGCUUUUGAGUCAUUUAGGGGAAAAGCUGACAUCUUAAUUUAAAAGAAAGGUCCAUUAAAUCAUUAAAUCCACGCUCGCAAGAAACAGUGGCUUUGUAGUGGAUUCACGGAGCUAAGAAGGGGGUGGAGCUUGUUGUAGUUAAGGCUUUGGAGACGGAGCUGAAACCCGAGGGCCAGGUUCUCCUUUGCUGCACCUGCUGUGUUUUCAGACUCUGUAUCCUACACCAACUUUUGAAUGAGAUGCUUCGUGGACAGGCAAAGUGGGGGCAACAGCGCCUUUGGCCAAGAAGGCAGAAGGUGUCCACAUGGAGAGCCAGGGAGCACCCCCACGCUGCGGGUUCUAGCUGUAGACAAGCUCCCGGGUUCUUGGAACACCCGGAAGUCGGAUACAGCUCGCGGAGGCGUGACAGCCCUGCCUUCGCGGACUCUUGCAUUUCUGCUUCUCUCUGCAUUUCUUUGCUGUAAGAUCACUUUGCUCAUUGCCACUGUCACCUGGAAACUGUAUUUGGAGUUGAUAUUUUUUUUGGGUAACAAUAAAUCAUUUUAAAUUGUUAAGAAAA